Molecule: messenger RNA, 276 nt
Organism: Gloeophyllum trabeum ATCC 11539
Lineage: Eukaryota; Fungi; Basidiomycota; Agaricomycetes; Gloeophyllales; Gloeophyllaceae
Exons: 1
Source: RefSeq, a predicted model, not a curated record
GAGUUGCGCAAGCAGGUCAUAACAUGGCAAUAUGAACAGGGACGUUCUAUUCGUGAAAUAAAGGACCUUUCAGGCUAUUCUCUCAGCACGAUAUACAAGGUUCUACGGGUCUACAAUAUGUAUGGAGAAGUUAUUGACCCAACGAACCGACCUCGAGGUUGCCCUUGCAAACUCGCCACGGAAGAUCUCGACUUCAUUCAAGGAUUGCUGUGGGAGAAUCCAGCAAUCUACCUGGAUGAAAUCCAGGAGGCUCUCGCUGACCAGAGAAGUCUGGAU